Triticum aestivum (bread wheat) is the source of this 1134-nucleotide messenger RNA. RefSeq lists its product as uncharacterized. Gene Ontology annotation, biological process: positive regulation of ATP-dependent activity; protein folding. Gene Ontology annotation, cellular component: cytosol. The record is from RefSeq and is a predicted model, not a curated record. Gene Ontology annotation, molecular function: protein-folding chaperone binding; ATPase activator activity. The transcript is spliced from 6 exons. NCBI's taxonomy places the organism in Eukaryota, Viridiplantae, Streptophyta, Magnoliopsida, Poales, Poaceae. The coding region runs from base 185 to 811 and encodes 208 amino acids.
CCCCCCCGCCCCAUACCCCAUACGAUCCGCGACGCGCACAGAAAAUUCUGGUGGCAAUCCUCUCCUCCUCCGGGGAAGAAGCCUCUCGAUCCCCCGAGAAGGGGCGCGCGACCUCGCGGAUCUCCCACCCGCCCGGCCGUCCUCCCUCCUUCGCUCGCCGAGAGAUCUGUAGCUCGAUCCGCCGAUGGAGGAGACGGCGGCCGUGGCGGCGGCGACGGAGACCGUGACGGCGGCGGAGACGGGGACGCCGGAGAAGUCGUCGUACAGGUACUGGGUGCGGCAGGCCACGGGCGAGGCGGCGCCUCCCCCUGUCCCGCGCAAGCUCGACCCCUCCGCCGCCAACGGCGGCGGCGGCAACCCCAACGCCCUCGGCUCCGUCUGGAAUCAGGCUGGAACAUGGGAGGAAAAGAAUCUCAAUUCAUGGGCUAAUGGUAGGAUAAAGGAUUUGCUGGGUUCUUUAGGUUCACUGGAUUUCUCCACGGGGAAGGCAUCUAUUGAUGAAGUGUCCAAAUGCUCAGGCGAUGCAUUUCUAGUAACGGUCCGUAAUAAGAAGAGAGUAGGUUAUAAUUAUGAGCUGAGCUUGAGAUUUAAAGGUGAAUGGUUAGUCAAGGAAGAGAAGAAGAAGGUCACUGGCCAUAUAGACAUCCCCGAGUUUUCAUUUGGUGAGCUUGAUGACCUUGAGGCAGAAGUGAGGUUCACCGAUACCCUCGAAUGGGACGACAAGUCGCGGAUCUGCAAGGAUGUGAAAUUGUUCCUUUCGCCUAUAAAGGAGAAGCUGCGGGCGUUCGAGCUCGAGCUGAAAGAUAGGUAGUGAACGUCUGCGAGUGCCGGCAGGUGCUAGGCGCUGUUUCAGUGUUGUGUUACCCAUUCUUGUAGCUGGGACUCUCUGCGUUGUGUCGGAUUAAGCUAUGCUGUCUAAGACUCUCGAGGUCAUGUUAUUCUUGUUUCUCCAGUCAGUGUAAGAUUACACGGUUGCCACAUGUUCGUUGAUGGCUUAGAUUCCGUGUUGCUGUUCACGUUUAGUGUCAUGAACCCAACAGAAACACAUAUGAUGAUGAUGAUGAUGAUGAUUACGAUGUCUCACCAGAAUAUGUUGGUAUCCGUCCUGUCGGAGAUGAUAGUUUGAGCCUUUAA